Molecule: messenger RNA, 562 nt
Organism: Medioppia subpectinata
Lineage: Eukaryota; Metazoa; Arthropoda; Arachnida; Sarcoptiformes; Oppiidae
Source: the annotation of a GenBank genome assembly
ACACACUUCAGACUGAAUAUGUCUAUUAAAUAUUCGUGAACACAGUAUCAUCAUGAGCAUUUAUCGUUCAAUUAAUAACACUUUACUCCCGGUCAGUAUUAUCAUAUUGGGGUUUGUGUACAACCAGUCCAUGAUUAGCACCCGGGCUAUCAAUAGUACCGCCACUACACCCAUGGAUAAUACUGCGGCCAUUAUAAUCGCCGAUCUGGACAUCGACUCCGGCAAUGACACCACCGAUUGUAACACCACUGAUGUGUCGGCCACUGAGACCAACAUCACGGCAAUGGCUGUCAGUCCGGGUUUGGCGCCGCCUUUCCCAACAGACUGCCCGCCGGCGCCGCCGCUCAUCGGCAAAGCCCGUGCCGUACAGAUACGCGAGUGCGCCGACAAUUGCGACCGUCUGUGCCGUUAUAAGCGCUAUCUCUAUCAGUCGCGCCGCGACUUUCAUAAGCGUAUCAAUGGUUGCCGUAAGAGUUGUUCCCGCAAUCGAUGCCGACUUCACAGCAAAAGGCGUAUAACUAAGAGCGACGAGAAGAGCGCACAACACAUAACAAGUCUCUAA